AUGUCUUCCGACCUUGAAACCGCUACACUCCUGGAAUGGAUCAACAGCUUCUCCCUGGGAACUGUAAUCCGAUCCAGCAGCGAGCUGGGCGAUGGCUCCAUUCUCUGGGAGAUUCUCCAGGACAUUGACCCCCAAUACUUUCUCGGCAACCUCCCCGAAAACGCCCCGGCCGACCACUGGGUUCCGAAAUGGCAGAACCUGAAGCACAUGCACAAGCUGUUGAUCAGCUACAUUCGAAACCAGAACGAUGGCGAAGUGCCAGCGGGCCUUUCCACUGUUCCCGACCUGAAAGCGAUCGCCGAAAAUUCCUCUGUCAAAGACACCAAUCGACUUUUGAAAUUGUUUUUGAUGGCGGCGAUCAGCUCCCCGCAUGCCGAAUCGUAUAUUACCACGAUGCAAGAACUCUCUACGCAAACACAAGAAGGAUUGAAGGACAUCAUACAAGAAGCGCAGAGUCCGUCGGAGGACCGUCUCGAGCAGAUCCACUACGAGCAGGACGAAUACCGGGCUAGGCGCGAUAUUGCCAUGGACCCGGAACUACAGUUUGAAGAACGCGUGGGAAAACUGCUCGCGGAAAAUGAUAAACUCUCUAACGAAAAGAGGGAACUGGGGAAGGCUUUGGAGGAUCUUCACGAUCGGCUAGCAAAGCUUCAAGAGAAUAACGAUACUCUAGAAGCCAAGCUGUCGUCGACGGAGGACCGGCUGGCAACACUUAAAGCUGGAAAGGGGGACUUGGGACCUGAUGCAACCGGAUUUGAAAGCCGCAGCCGCCAACAAGAGGAUAUAAUCGCCUCACAAGAGACAAGACUGCUAGCAGCGCAAGAUGAAAUUGAUGGCUUGCGAAUGUCGCUUGAGUCGAUGCGCCAGAAAAAUGAAAGAUUCCAAAAGCUCCAAGACGACUAUGAUGAGAUUAAGAAUGAGAGGGAUCAGCUGUCUCGAAAAGCUAAUGCUGCAGAAAAAUACCGCCAGAAACUUCAAGCCAGCCAAGAUUACGAAAGAGAGAACCAAACGCUGAAAUUGCAGGUGAAAGACUUGAAACAGCAGCUGAUUGAAAGCGAUUCUAAUCAGCGGCUUUCAUCUGAACAUAACAAAGAGCUUCAAAAAUACAAGCAGCUUAUAACGCAGAUUGAGCAAGACCAUCAUGAGAUUCAAAAUUUAAAGAAACAACUCGAGUUCGACAAUCAUGCUUUGACUGAACGACUGCAAGGGUCUGAGGAACAACACUCCCGCGAUGAGGCAACUAUCGCUGAACUGCGAGAACGCAUAGGGGAGCUUGAAGGCCUGGACAGCCCCGGAACCUCAACUCCAAGUGGUCAUGGAACCUUACAACGCGAUUUCGAUGAAAUCGGAAAACGGGGAACACAGCUCAAUUCUGAGAACGAAAGACUCCGGAAAGAGCUAGACGAAAUCAAGGAUGAUUCUGAAUUCCCUGACAUCGAGAUUGAAAGCGAGGUUUAUCGAAAACUACGCGAAGAAUACGCGAGUUUGCGUAAUAAACUUAGUGAAACUGAAACUCGUGUCGAGACCUCUGAACGGGAGCUCUCAGAUGCAAAGACGGACUUGAGCCUUGUUGAUAAGGAUAAGCUGGACAUCCUCAACGGAAUCAAGGAAUCAACUGCCUCGGAGCUCAUCAAAAUGCGGACGGAGUGGGACACACUCCAGAAUCGGAUCCGAGAGCUAGAAGGUAAACUGGACGUCAGCCGGACAAUCGUGAGAGAGGUUUGCAGCGAGAGAAAUGCACUUCGUGCCGCCCGCGAUAGGAGAGAGGAAGAACUCCGCGACGAAGACCAGGAGACGUUGCAUGAAAUGAAGAAGCUGCUUCAAGAAUUGACAGCCCGGAUGAAUGGUACUUCGGACGAACCGGAACUGUCGCCCCUGGAACUGUUGAAACAGUUCGCCGACACAACAGAGAAUAGUGCUGACAAGCUGGCGAAACGCGCAGAGGUCAAGAGCAGCACGAUCAGGCUCUGGCAUUGGUCCUUCUCUUUGCCGUUAUUUGCCAUUUUCGUAUUCACCGCAGUCUACCCCCAAUCCAUGACCACUUUGACGCAGCUUUUUUCCGUCGAGGUCACUUUACAUCGUUAUGUCCGCACCCAGAAAAAGUUAUAUGCUAAUGGGUCCCUUCUCCCUCCGGCGAGGGAGAAAAUUGAAUUGAAUAUAGCACAUACAACAGCAGAAUGA
Uncinocarpus reesii 1704 is the source of this 2181-nucleotide messenger RNA. RefSeq lists its product as uncharacterized. Gene Ontology annotation, cellular component: cytoplasm; centrosome. Bases 1 to 2181 code for a protein of 726 amino acids. The transcript has 5 exons. The record is from RefSeq and is a predicted model, not a curated record. Gene Ontology annotation, biological process: cytoskeleton-dependent intracellular transport; cytoplasmic microtubule organization. NCBI's taxonomy places the organism in Eukaryota, Fungi, Ascomycota, Eurotiomycetes, Onygenales, Onygenaceae. Gene Ontology annotation, molecular function: microtubule binding; dynein light intermediate chain binding.